Molecule: messenger RNA, 711 nt
Organism: Carcharodon carcharias (great white shark)
Lineage: Eukaryota; Metazoa; Chordata; Chondrichthyes; Lamniformes; Lamnidae
Product: glioma pathogenesis-related protein 1-like
Exons: 5
Coding region: 31-711 (226 amino acids)
Source: RefSeq, a predicted model, not a curated record
AGUAUCUGUGACGGGACGUCGCGACGCUUUAUGGCGGCGAUAGUGGUUCGGUUCUUUUUGCUGCUGUCGCUGCUUUUCAUUCAGUCGCCCGCGGAAAAAUACCCCACAGACGCGAAAUUUGUCAGGACAUGUACGAAUGAGCACAACCGGCACCGCUCCGCCGUGAAUCCUGGAGCCAGUAACAUGUACUUAAUGAGCUGGGAUGCAGGUCUCGCUAAAACUGCAAGAGCAUGGAGCAAGACUUGCAACUUCAGAAAUAAUCCACACCUACAGACAAAAGGAAAAGGCCAUCCAGUUUAUGAAACUGUAGGAGAAAAUAUCUAUGCUGUAUCAGGCAGCUUUUCUGUCAGAGAUGCUAUUCAAGCGUGGUACAAUGAAGGAACUCAUUUUGAUUUUGAGGCAAACAAAUGCAAUAAAAGCAACUGCAAACAUUAUACUCAGCUUGUCUGGGGACAAACUUAUAAACUUGGUUGUGCAGCUAAUCACUGUCCCAAUGGGAUUAAAAGUUCUGAAAUUAAAGAUGGAACAGUUUUUGUCUGUAAUUACUCACCCUGUGGAAAUCGUAAAGGAGAGGCACCAUAUUUUAAAGGACCACCUUGCACAGGUUGUGGUGACGAUUUUUGCAGGAGCCGUUUGUGCAGUGAUCCAGAUCGUGAAGCAAUUGACCGUAUGUUUUUAAUACUAAUACCAGUAGCUUAUUUCAGUUGUUAG